Messenger RNA from Eupeodes corollae, 1255 nucleotides. RefSeq lists its product as uncharacterized. Gene Ontology annotation, biological process: regulation of transcription by RNA polymerase II. Lineage: Eukaryota; Metazoa; Arthropoda; Insecta; Diptera; Syrphidae. The record is from RefSeq and is a predicted model, not a curated record. Gene Ontology annotation, molecular function: DNA binding. Gene Ontology annotation, cellular component: transcription regulator complex; nucleus. The coding region runs from base 192 to 1004 and encodes 270 amino acids. The transcript has 2 exons.
UUCGUUUGCGUUUCGUUGUUCGUUCAUUGUCUUGUCGUGUGGGGUAGUUUCUAUAAUUUUAGUUGCCAAACGAUUUCAAUUCAGUUGCUCACAAGUUGGAUUGUUUUUCUUAUUUUAAGUUUCUGUUUUAUAGUUUUGCAUUACAAAACCUUUUGAGUGACUUUUGUUUUAAAUUAUUAAAAACAUAAAAAAUGCGAAUGGGGAUGAGUGACCAAAGAUUGAAUUUAAAAUUUGUGAAAGAGGUUGAGAGACAUGAAUUACUUUAUAAUUAUAAUCUUCCUGGUUAUUCGAGAAAAGAAGAAGUUGAAAGAGCCUGGAAAGAGGUUUCAGAAGCUGUUAGAUUGCCAGUAAGUGAAUGCCGAGAGAGAUGGCGCAAUCUGCGUACAGUUUUCAUUCGAAAGAAAAAACCAUCACCCAAAGGAUCUCAAAACAGAAGAAAAGCGUACUACCUGGCCGAUGCCAUGAAAUUUUGUUUGCCAUUCAUAAAAAUCUUAGCGCCACCAUCAUUUAAAAAACUCGACACCGAUGAAGAAGUGAUAUGUUUGAAACCUGAAAAAUCAACUGACGACGAAAAUGAAAAUGAAAUUGAAAACGAAAAUGUAAAAGUAAAUCCAAUUGAAAACGAAAAUGAAAACAACUCAAUGAUGGAUGAUGAUAUCUGUGAAAUAACACAAUUCGAUCAAGAAAUCGAAGCAAUACUGCCAGAGUUUUUCGAAUCAAAAUCUGUGAAAAAACGCAAAAUAGAUCAAAUAUCAAAACAGACAACAUCAUCAUCAACAAAUACACCAGUAUCAACUUCUUAUGUUCAAGAAACGAAAAGUUCUUGUUCUAAGAGUGAACAGAAAGAAGCUAUGAGAAUGUUUCUUCUUAGCUUAAUGCCUGAGGUAGAAAACUUUUCCGAUUCCCAAAUAAAACAAUUCAAGAGACGAAUAUUCUCGGUAAUUGACGAGAUAACUGGAAUUUCGUAUAAUAACAAUGACCCUCUGGUUAAUUCAACAAUGUAAAUCGUAGAUUUUAAUUUAAGUAGAUAUGCCAUAAGAUAUAUACAUAGUUUUGUUUUCGUUUCAAUUUACAUACAGAUUCAACAUUGACAUAGUGAUUAAAAUUAAGAUUUUAUCGAAAAGUAAUUGAUUAAAUACAUCUUUAUAUUAUACAUACAUUUAAAAUACAUACAUACUUUUAAAACAUAAUUUUUAUAAAUUUGCUUGGUUAUCAAAUAAACAAUAUUUUAUAUUAUAAUGUAAAUUAAAACUUA